CCGGAGAGCCUCGUUGCUGGUCUGGAGGUGAAGGUUGCAGCCUCCUCCUCCGCCCUUCCUAGAGCCAGAGGUCACCUCUCCCCUACCGGAGGCACGGUGUGGUUGUGUGGUGGCUGUGUGGUGCAGGGCGGCGGGUGCCCCACCACCACCUCCCCCACCAUGAUACUUGACAACAGACAAGUCCCCGACAUCAUCGUCAGCAGGGAGGGGCUGACACACAACAAUAACAACAAUAAUAGCAGCAAGCAGGGCAAUGGUAAUGGUAGCCCGCUCCAUGUUGGCGGCAGAAAUGGUAAUGGUAGCCCUCUCCACGUUGGUGGAAGAAAUAGUAAUGGUAGCCCUCUUCACAUCGGCGGCAGGAAUGGAAAUGGCAGCCCUCUCCACGUUGGUGGAAGAAAUGGUAAUGGAAGUCCUAGGCACGUAAACUAUGCCAAUGGGAGUCCCAGACAUGUAAACUAUGCCAAUGGGAGUCCCAGACAUGUGAUCUCUGGCAGCUGUAGUCCCAGACACACAAGUUAUGGAAAUGGUAACCCCUGGCAAGUGAAUUAUGGCAACGCCAGUCCCAGGCACAACAUAUACGCCAGUGGCACUCCAAGACCUCCAAGGACUGAAAGUGGCAGCCCUCGCCACGGUAGGAAUGGCAAUGAUGGACAGGAGAGUCCAAGCCACAUGCCACCCCCCGGCUUCAACAACAACGGCAGCCCGAGGCACAGAAACGGUGUUGGCAAUGGUAUUCCCGUUAGCCCUCGCCAUAACCCAGGGCAAGACGGCAAUGGCAACGGCAGCCCCAGGCACCUAGCCAACAACAACUGCGACAGUCCCCGGCAUGUCUUGAGGAACAGCUGUAAUGGGAGUCCCCGCCACACCUUGGGGACACUGGGAGCCAGUACAAGGUUCAUACAGCGGGUGUACAGCUUCGACUAUGGCCACGGUAGCCCCAAGCACACGAGGAGCGAAGACGAGUCUGCUUCACACCUCCAACACGAUCAUAACCACCAGCAGCAGGCGGCCGAGCAAGAUAAAAACUCCAGAGUAAGCAAAAUACCAGUUCACGUUCAAGAGAGAAAUCGGGAGAGAACGAGUUCCUUAGACAGAAACACGGAGCAAAGGAGCGAGAGUCCCCGGAAAGGACACUCGAGUAGGGGCCGAGGACAAGUCACGUCUACACCAGUUCGCAAAAACUCUGAACCGGACGUUAAAACUGGGGAUUUCAAGUCAGUCAUCAAAGAAUACGCCCAGCUGAGCCCCAAGCGUGUCAACCUUAGGAAUAAAAACCAAGGGUUUAAAUAUGGGUUGUGCAGGAUAGAAGUCAAAGACAAGCCAGUCAAUAAUUGGCAACCGUGGAAGAGACUGGGGGAAAACGGCAAGUGGCAUUCACUUGAAAAUGAUAAAUGGUACACCAUCGAAAAUGGGAAGCUGAACACCCAUUCCACAAAAUGGAACAGGCAGAACAGGAAUUGGUCAACGGACCAAGAGUCUUGGAGUUGUGAAAAGAGCGUGUGGAACAUAGAAUGUGACAAGAGUGAAGAGGAGAACGACCAAGUGUUCUUGAGCGACGAUAACAAAGAGCAGAUCAAGAAGCCUAGCCGUUACGUCAGAAGGGAAUCCUGGCCGGCGAUGACUGCCGAUCACACAGAAGAUCCCACAGAAGGGGAACGAGGAGCGAGUCCACAGAGCAGGGACCGUGGCACCAGCCCCAGGAAUGACUCGAGCAGUUCCAUCUCCAAGACCAGUAGUCGCGAGAGUAUUUCUGACAUGAAGAAUCGCGGAGCAAGUCCUGCUAAUGGAGUAAGGGAUCUGUGUUCUAGAAACGGGAAUCGAUCGUGUAGCCCAAGAAACCGCGCAGUCAGCCCCUGGAACCACGUGUUUAGUCCCAGAAAAGGGUCUAUAGGAACGAGUUCGUCUUCAAGUAGUGAUGUCACCAGAAGAUCGGAAACUGAGACAGAGACCGAAUGGGACUCGGGUGUGGAUUCCGUGACUUCCAAGAUGGUGCUUAUUAGGUGUAAGGAAGCUAAUUACCUGACUCGGAUCUACCUCGAUAAAGAAGGUGAGUGUUAGGUCGGCCAGGAGGAGCGGGAACUGUUGUGCACGGUGACGUCUCUCUCGCUAGUUGUGCACGUGAGUGUGUCUUUGU
Messenger RNA from Procambarus clarkii (red swamp crayfish), 2134 nucleotides. NCBI's taxonomy places the organism in Eukaryota, Metazoa, Arthropoda, Malacostraca, Decapoda, Cambaridae. The record is from RefSeq and is a predicted model, not a curated record.